Enterobius vermicularis (human pinworm) is the source of this 507-nucleotide messenger RNA. Lineage: Eukaryota; Metazoa; Nematoda; Chromadorea; Rhabditida; Oxyuridae. The record is from the annotation of a GenBank genome assembly.
AUGUUUAGAAUCGCAGACCAGGCUGCCAUUAGUCGAACUCGUACUCCAGGUUCAGUCCGAGCGAGCGGAAGUACUGGGUCUUGUGGAAGUAACCGUGAUCGAGAUAAAAAUUUGCAAUUCUCGUUUGUCGCAACCAGUACGCCGCUGAGCGAUUGCUUAAAUACCGUAGGUGGCAAGUCUAAGUUCCUUUUCUUUGUUGUAAUGCUCGACGUUCCUUCACUUGAUAUUAGGAUCACCUCACAUGCAUCUUCAACAAGGAGUUCUUCAAAGAGGUUUGCUGAAAUUUUCACGGGUGGUGCGGCUGAGCCGAGCCCAAUCACAUGCGAGGAGAUACUGACGACACCAGACAUACUUGGGAUAAAAAAAAAUGGAAAAGUUGACUGGAAAAGGCAACGAUUCUUACAUUGCUUAAGUCUAGGUGCUACAAUAAAAGUUCGAUUUUUAUGGAACACGGAUCUUGAAUUUGAUUUUCUGAAGCAGGGAAGCAUUGAAGAAGCAACGCACUGA